UCUGUUCAGUGGUUGCUACGGGGUUCAGAUGGUUGCAAGGGUGUUUUGGGUAGUUGCUAGGUUCUACUUGGGUUGCUAGGGUCAUCGGGGUUGUUUGAUAGGAUUUUCUAGGUUGCAAUACGUGCUGCUAGUGGUUUCAGCACGGCACCAUGAGCGCUAGUAUUAGUGAUGACUGAUCUAACUAACAUUACUAAUGAAACUCACUUUGAGCCACUGGAGCACAGGAGAUGUAAAUUAGUUAAAAGUACCAGACAGAAAAUAGUUAAACAUAACACAGUGUAAUCAUGUUUAAGAUCUCUGAAUAUCUCUCUUUUUUUCAUCUGUAUUUGAUGUGUACUGAUAUUUCAGCUGAUGAUUCUUCAAUGAUCUGAAAUAAUGAUUAGCAGAAAAACCACAAACCAGACCGAGUUACAGCUGUGAAACCCUAAACCUUAAUUUUCUCAGAAAUCUCCAGUUAACAGGCCCGAUACAUGGUAUAAUUUCACUUGGAACGAGAACUAUCUAUAAGUAAGGAAGAACUGUGUGAUUUGGUCAUAAAUUUACACAUACUCUGACAUUACUGAUAUAGAAACCUAGCCUUAGUAUAAGAUAUAUUAAUGGUAGAUAAAUCCUUAAAAGUGAAGCAUCCAUCCGUUCUGAUGAGAACACAGAUCAGUUUGGCUAUAUGUGUUGCUCUCUGAUUGGUUGGCUGUGUUCCGUCCACCAAUCAGGAUGACUCAGAUGUGCUGUCAGUGGUGAGCAGCUACUGUGAUGUCAGCAGAGGGGGGUGCAGCUUUGAGGACAGCUCCCUCUGCAUCUUGAGUCCCGACUGUGACCUGAACCUGUGUGACGGAGAUGACGGCCAAAGCUCGGACAGUCAGGGUGACGAUUCUGUGUACAGCAGCUCUGCCGGUUCAGAGGAAUACUCCAGCCUGCUUCAUCAUCCUUCAUCCUGCUGCAGAAUGACCCGCUUGGAUCCGCCAUCGCACCAAGCAAGCCCCCGUGGCUGGACGGAGGUGUCUCAAAGUGGCCGUGAUGGUUUUGGGAAGUUCAGUUUUUCUCACGGCAGUUUGACGGAACGGAGGGAAUGGGAGAGUGAAUAUUUCUCUCUGGGAAGGGCUGCGGGCAGCAGAGCUUUCUGUGAUCAAAGCCCUUCUACUCCCUAUCGGCAUUCAGAGAGAGGGCAUCCCCUGCCUAGCAACAAAAGCCCCGAACCCAAAGCCACCAUUCCAUUUCGGAACCCGAAUCUGGGCGUCCCUUCGGAAAGGAGAACCUCUGAGUUUCAGAAUGCAGAGCAGCUUGCAGAAAACUAUCCUCCGCAGUAUCCUCCAGAACCGCUGGAUCUCGGCCUGGAGGUUGAGGCCCUCGCAGGUCCCCGGGCCCUGAGUCCCACCCCUUUCAAGCAAGCUGAAUCUUUCAGGGCCUCCAGUCGAAGAGGUGGACGAAAUGCCCACACGUCUCCCUUACAGAAAUCGGGAAUACUUAACUCUUCCCAAAGAGGAUCUGGCCUCUCCUGUUCCUCCUCUCCCUCCCAUAGUACCUCCCCGUUCAGACGGGCCGAGUCCAGCGGCUCUCUCAACACGGUUGGCUUUUGGUCUAGCGGAGAUUCACACGGACAGGAUCGGCCAUCGGUCAGCCUGGCACGGAACAGUUACUCUGGAAACCUCAGAUCGUUUGCAAGCACUGUGGGCAGCGUCAGUAGCAUUAAUAAGUCUCUGUCGUACAUGGAUCUGAGAGGCACUUUGCAGAAACCCGAGACCAACAGCUCCUUCAUUGGGUCUACAGAGAACCGUGGAAGCUUGUCCCCUUCCAGACGGAGUUAUGACAGUCCUGCUGUUAGGAAAACUGAAACAAAAAGCCCUUCUUACGAGCGUGGCCACAACAGACAGAGUGCCUUCUCCUCAGUGGGCCGCCAUGAUUCAAGAAGCCAGUCCCCUUCCAGACAGAGUUAUGAUAGUCCUGCUGUUAGGAAAACUGAAAUGAAAAACCCUUCUUAUGAGUGUGGUCAUGACAGACAGGGUUUCUCCUCCUCCUCCUUGAAGAGCCGCUAUGAUUCCAGAAGCCAGUCCCCUGUGGGGAAGCUGGAGACAAAUGGCUCAUCAAGUCAGAUUCAAGAGGGUCGACGAAGUGCGUCUCCAGUCAGAAAGGGCUACGGAACACCAAGCCAAUCGGAUAGAAGAUCCAUGUCUAACGGAUUGAGUUAUGACAGAAAAAGCCCCUCCUCACCCAGAAAAGGCUAUGAAAUGCAAAGCCAAGCCACAAUGAAGAAACCAGAGACAAAGAGCUCCCUUCACAGCUACAACCUAGACAGCCGACACUCUUCCCCAAGUAGAGGUCAUCACCAAAACCCUGUCCCAUCAUCGCUUCGUAAGUCCGAAACAAGCCAGUCCUCAUUAAAAAUUGUUCCCAAGAGCCACAGUCCCUCCCCCUUAGCUCAUAUCCAAUCUCUUCCUCACAAGUCAGAGAGUGGUCAGAGCCCCUCUGUGUCUACAUUGAGGCGUGAGAUUGCAGACCACAUCUCUCUGAGAAACACUAUGAGUGACAGAACUGGCUCCACCUCUUAUGUAAGAAACACCCUGAGUAGCCAAUCACAGCAUGAUUCAAACCCUUCAUCAGGCCGCUGGAGAGGCUCCACCCACUCUCUCCACAGCCAGUCAGUCUCACGUAACUCCUCCCCAUCACGCCACAGCAGCGAGAAGAAACAAAUCAGCUCCUUUACCAAAUCUGCCCUUGUUGCCUGGGAAACGCCACAAGACGGAAACAAGAAGAGCAGCAUAAGGCAGAACCCAGAGGUACAAAGCUCCACGCCCAACAGCCGACAGGCACAGAGCCGACAGAGAAGCCCCUCCCCUCCGGUCCAAAGACACACACCUUCUCAGAGCUCCAUGGACUCUGAGUCAAGCCAUCUCUCGGCCGGGUCAUUGGGCCUCAACCGGGAGGAAAAUGCCAUGAUGGCUGACCUUCCCAAGGCCAAAACGGUCUUCCAGAGGGAGGGUCCGAGCCACCUGAGGAAGAUUGAGAGCAGUCAGAAACAAGAACUUUCCCGCUACAAACCAGCCAGUCACUCCCAGAGCAAAGCUCCUCACUCGGGAUGGGACAAACUAAAGGAUGAAAGAGACAGUGGUACACUAUUAAGGGCUCACUCGUCCAGCUCCCUACACACACAGAGAGCCAGCAGUCCGGCCGCGGAGCAGACUCAGUCCGGCAGAGCAUCAGGACAGAAGCAGGUGCAGUAAUGCCACCGUCUGCCUGCGGAGGCGCUGUGGGUUCACCGCUGCUCACUGUGUGUUUGCGCUGCAGAAAGCGCACAGGCCGUCCGUGUAUUUCUCCUGCAGCGUGGAACAGACCGAUGAAGAACCAAUGCAACAGGCACGUCAUGACCACACGGCACUCACCAUUAAAGAGACCGUUCACUCACAAUUAAAAACUCUCAAUAACAUUUACUCACCACAUUGUUGUACCAAACCCGUAUGACUUUCUUUCUUUCUUAGAGCACAAAAGGAAAUUCGAGGCAGAAUGACAGCUGGGUGAAGUAUCGAUUCUCACAUAAAAAUAUUGAACCUAAAGUGCAUUUUUAAUCAUUAAUUUUAUUAACUUAGCAAGAAAUUUGGUGCAUAAAAUAAUAAUAAUUCUAAGUGGAAAAACGUAAUAUUAGCAAAUAAUAAGUGUAGGAUAGAACUAUUUCUCCCACUCAUCAGAACCAAGUGGCCACCUCGCGCUCGCUCUCAUGAUGCCAAUAAGGAAGUGACUUAAACUGUAAUUCAUCGACUGGCCACUAAAGGCUGGCUGCAAAAGGGAGUCAGUCCCAUAGACUCCCCAUGUUAAAAUGCCCAACUUUACAG
This is a messenger RNA of Cyprinus carpio (common carp), 3821 nucleotides long. RefSeq lists its product as uncharacterized. NCBI's taxonomy places the organism in Eukaryota, Metazoa, Chordata, Actinopteri, Cypriniformes, Cyprinidae. The record is from RefSeq and is a predicted model, not a curated record.